AUGGACUCGCUCGACCUGAACACUCACAGGGCGCUGCUGCUGGCUUUAGCGAGCAACUGCGCUCAGAGCUCUUCGUCCAUUUCGGGCGCAUUGUCCAAGAAAGUCACCGUCAAUGGUACAGAUGAUGAGCAUAUUGCUCGAGCUGCGACAGGUGACUCGCCCGUCCUAGCACGACAGAACAACGAGAAGCAGACGAACGGUGUCUAUCAGCCAGUCUCAAAUACAGAGGCAGCCCAGGCACGUGAACAGAAAGCAGCCCGCGGUGGUGUGCUAGGUUCUUUGGCAACGUUCUUGCUUGGGCCUAUUGUGGACAGUACAUUGUCGACUUCUUCGAGCGGCGUCGUCUCUGCACGUUUGAGUCCUCAGGCUCUCGACCGUCAGAUUGCAUACGCACACUACGUGACCGUGCUCUCCAAUGCCAAACACGACAGGGCAGCCGCACAAACUUCGUCCAUCCAAGAGGGUACCCAUCUCAACGGCAAGCCCUACUCUAUCAACGACGAUGCCAGCGGCGCAGAGCAAGCUAGCAUGGAGGAACGGAUCAUCAAGAUGGCAGAUGCUCUGCCUGAUCUCGUCCUUGAUCGCUACACCCCGCUCCCAUUGCCUGCAGGUUCCACAAUCGCAAUUGCAGGCGGGAAUUCGGGCCCGAUACCCAUUGACGAGCUUGCGUACGCACUCGUCGAAGCACUGCUGAGCCUCUCUUCGGCCGCAGCUGCCAAGGGAGAUCGCUACGUCUCUGCCGUCUUGCAACUCGGUCAGAAGCUGCAGGCUCGCCUCGUCCAAGACGAUGCUACACGCUUGGCAUGCCACACCAUGCCGGCCUACAACGGCUUUCGCCGUGCUAUCGCGACUACGCCUCACACGUUUUCGUUGAGCUCGCUUGAUCUCCUUACGCCUUUCACGCUUGACAAGCUCGAGGACAUCGACCAUACACUGAAGCGCGCUGAUUCCACUCAGACGUCUUCAUUCGCAAUCUCACUUCCUCGAUUUGGCACUAGUACAGCCAAUCAGGCUGCUCAAAGCGAAGACAAGGUCUGGGCUCAGAUCGUACUGGACCGCUACGAGACAGCCGGAAGACCUCUGAGCGUGACCAUGCUUCAGCUAGCCAGUCUACAGGUCAGCGCUGCUAUCGUUGGUCCUGCGCUUCUGCCGUCGGCCGCAUCCGCUGAGGGUCCAGAUGGGAUGAAAGCUGGCCUUCGUGCAACCAUGCCUGCUGAUCAGUAUGUCUGGACGACGCUACUCGAGAAUCCGAUAUCUGUCCGUGCUACCGCAGACGGAAGUGCCCGGAGCUCUAUUCAUACAGCAUUCAAGCUUGCCAUCGAUAGCUAUGCACAAUCACUUGAGCUGCUCAGCGUCGGACUCGAUGAUGGCGAUGACGAGGUUCAGCCGGAUGCUUAUGCUGUCGACAUUAUUGUGCAAGCUCUUAAAUUGGCUACGCUCGCGGAUCUCGCUUCGAACGAGAAUGCGCCACAUGACCAAUUGCUCGCGGUUGUGAAGAAGCUCACAAGCGAAGACGCGCCCUUCUACGAUGCACGCAUUCAGGCUAUAGCGUUGGACGCGCUUGUUAUUCUCAUGCGCAACUAUGCAGGCCUUUCGACAAAGCUUACGACGCAUAUCAGACGAUAUGUUACGUCUCCUAUCGCGCUCUUUGAGGCCGACGCCGGCGCGCUUGCCCCUACGUCUCUCACAGAUGCUGCCAAGACGCUCAGCAUUGCCCUCGAUCUGGCCAAUUCCAAGGAUUUGGUCAUGUCCACUGUUUAUUCGCUCCUGAAUUAUUUUCCGGGCGGCAAUACAAAUAGUCUCGCUCCUCCAGGCAGCAGUCGUCCAUCUUCACGCAUGGGUGACGCGCAGAGCGUCAGAUCGACGGGUACAACCCGCGGCCGCUCAGAUCUCGAACGCGAGACCGUCAGCAUCAGCACUCUCUAUGCUGUCACUUACCUAGCUCAUCACUUCAAAGAUCGAGAGAUCACACGGCUCUCAGUAUCUCUUAUGCUCCAGAAGCUUACCGGCACGGGCUCCGACAAAGUACAAGCCGCUAUACUCUAUAAUCUGGCAGAUCUCGGUCCUCUCGCGGAGAAGACGGAGUUCAUCGACAUCAUCAAGAGGUUCUCCGAGAUCAGCCAGAGUAGCAAGGACGUUGAUUCGUCCAUCAUGUCGAGCUCGGUCUUGACCGCUCAGAUGCAACUUGCUCGAGGCCUGGCGAGCGAUGAUGCAAAAGCGAAGCUCUUGCUAAGCGAGACGCUUAGCUUGUUCAUCGCUAAAGGUCUUGUAGCCCAGCAGGCUGUCGUUCGCUCGGGCGGCGAAGUACCACACUACACCAACCAGCUCAUGGCACUUUUGCCCGUUCUAGAGGCUGUCGUGGGCCUGCCCUCGUUCGAUCACGAAGAAACGGACGAUGCAGAGCUCACGUCCAAAUUCCGCAACAUGUGGUACUUGUGCAUCUUGUUCGGCUUCCUUUCGCCUUCUUCGCGCAUACAAGUUUGGCAGAAGCUUUCGUUGCACCGUAUCGCUGCCAAGACACCCUGUCUGGCUCGACACGCGGGAAGCAAAUUCAUAGAAGAAGAGCUCGAAUACAAUGUCAUAUUGCGCAAGGACUUCCCGCUCGGCUACUUCGAGGCCCAACGUUCUGAGCUUGGCGCUGCGAUUCCUCAGCACGCCGGUCAGAUCCGUACGCUCUCGCUGCCGCAGACGAUCUUCCUCAUCACCGUGCUUAGACUUGAGAUGCUUCGCGCAAACACGACACACUCUGCUACGAUGCUCCAGUAUUUUUCCAACGAUGGCAUCAAUUCAAGUCCGAUAUCUGGUUGCCUGGCCUCGAUAGCCGACAAAGUCAACGAGACGUACAGAGGUGCACUUAAUGACCAAGUCAGUCGUCACUCGGUGAAGCCGGAAGCUUUCAACGAAUUGCGCAAGAUGAUCAAAGCCUGCUGCUCGCCGCAAGCACCUGCUCGCAAGGUCGCCUUGCGUUACGUGGACAAUGUCAUCGGCUCUUUCCCUUCGCUUCUGUGCGACUUGACAACCGUGACGACUCUGCUUGAGCUUCUGACGCUCCUGCGGCAUGCUUGCGAGGCUCAAUACGAGAAUACCUAUCGCCCCCGCUAUUCCUAUCACUCGCGUCGAGCCGAUCUCACGCUCGAGCUGCCAGAUAAUUAUGCUAUCAGGGAGCAGGUUUUGACCGACUACUAUAAGCACGCUCGUGCCUGGUUGGUCACUGUGCUUGCACGUGCGCCGAUUGAGAUGCAAGGCAUCCUGCAGGUCUAUGUCGACGAUUCCGGUGCAUCUGGCCAGCGUGGCGUCGAGAUGGGCAAGUCAGUCGCAAUCGAUGUCGCUCGCUCGAUGCCAACAAAUGCAAGGGAAUCUGCUCUGCCUGCCUUCGGUGGCUGGAAGCCAGAUUCGUCGAGCGCUUUUGCGGACAUCAUGACCGCGCGCCACUACUUUAGCGGACACACGAAGCUCAGUCCACAUGAUAACGUUACUCAGAUCAAGCAUCGCAUGCAAGAUCUUGCUGCUGCCAUGCAUAAGAGUCGAGUAAACAAAGGCUCCGGCGAGAAGAGCAAGGCUUCUAUAAAGCCGGCUGACUUACGCACGCUUCUCUAUCGUGCUGCCGGCGCAUUGAUCGCUGCCGAGCAGCCAGACUAUGACAUUUUGCACUACAUUGUGUGGAUACCGAUGCACGUCUUCUCACCGCUGGCGCUACGCUCUGGCGUCGAAGUAUGGUCGUGGCUCGUCGAUGCAAAGCCAGAGCUCGAAGUCAAGAUCAUGACCGAGCUAACGGCGGAAUGGUCAUGGACGAUGCGUCGUCGCCGAGGUCUUUUCUCGUCCUCGAUGAACAGUAUCAAUCCAAUGCUGGAAGAAACUCAAUUCACUCCGACCGACAAAAAGGCCAUGGACGAGCAUGCUAAUGCUGCUCGUCGUCUGCUCCAGCCUCACUCGAUUCUGCUCGACUUUUUGACCAGUCGCUAUCAAGCCUAUCGCUACCGUGAUGCUGGUCUAGUUGCGGCAGCUCGCCGACUAGUCGUUCGCUCGCUGGACGCGUACAAGCAAUGGAGUUCGCACCCACUUGCACGAGAGCUGCGCAACAAGUUCCUUCUCUUUGGCUUCAUGAUUCUGCAAGGUUCCCAGAUGGAAGGCUCGAUCGAGUACAAUCUACGCGAACGGCUGUAUACUGCGGCUCUCCAUUGGUUCGCAAGUGCGCCGCUAUGGACGUACGGAGCAGAUCGUCUUCAGAUAACUGGCGAUGUGCGUGCGCUCCGAGAGCUGCUUGCCAUCGUCGAGGUCGAUCGUCCGGCUUCAGACGUCAUCGAAACAAGCUUUCACUCGAUUCAACAGAUUGUGACACUGCCUGGUAAUCUACCAGCUGCCUAUGGCAGUCAGCGCAUUGCGAAUCGACGCAAGCUGCUCGCACUUUUACUUGACAAUGAAGUAACCCGACUCGCAAUCUGGCUCAAUCCGCUUGACGACAAACGCAAGAGCUUGCCAGGCAUUACGACCGCGGCCAAGAGCGUUGACGAUGCCACGUUCCGUCAAGCUGUCCAGACUGCCUGGCGGACUGAUCCUGCUAUCGCCGUACACAUGGCCGCCCGUUUCAAGAGCAAUGCAGUCAGGAACGAAGUCCGCUCGCUCGUCUUGCGCUAUCCUCGUCAAGCGCGAGAUGUCCCUGAGGCACUCGAGUAUGUGGCUGCUGACAAGCUCACGACCGCCGCGCGACCAGCACUCAAGCAUCUUAUCUUCUGGGCCGCUUCGACGCCCGUCAUUUGUACCCGUUUCUUCCUUACAGCAUACGAAGGCGAGCCCCGACUGUUGCAAUAUGCCAUGCGCGUUCUCGAGCACCACCCGAUCGAGCUCAUCUUCUUCUACAUUCCCCAAGUCGUACAAGCUCUGCGCACAGACGAGACCGGCUAUGUAGAGCGCUUCAUUUUCGAGACUGCCAAGAUCUCGCAGCUCUUCUGCCACCAAAUCAUUUGGAACAUGAAGGCCAAUUGCUUCAAGGAUGACGAGGGCGAAGAGCCAGACCCAAUGAAGCCUACGUUCGAUCGUCUGAUUGAGUCAAUCGCGUCUUCGUUGUCUGGCGAAGCUCGUGACUUUUACGAGCGCGAAUUCGAGUUCUUCAAUACUGUCACGUCGAUUUCGAAGAAGCUGCAGCCCCUGAUCAAGAAGAGCAAGCCCGAGAAAAAGGCCAAGAUCGACGAAGAGAUUGCUCAGAUCGUUGUCGAUCAAGGCGUCUACCUGCCCAGUAAUCCUGACGGCGUCGUCGUCGACAUCGAUCGCAAGUCUGGCCGCCCACUACAAUCGGCGGCUAAAGCACCUUUCAUGGCAACGUUUAAAGUCAGACGUGAGCGCAAGCGCGGCAAUGAGGACGAUAUGGAAGACGGCCUCAUCGAAGCUGAAGAGGAAGGCGGCGCAGCCGGUGAUUCUGCAGAUACAUAUGAUACAUGGCAAGCUGCAAUUUUCAAGGUCGGAGACGAUUGUCGACAGGAUGUGAUGGCGUUGCAAGUCAUCGCCAUGUUCAAGAACAUCUUUAGCAACAUCGGCCUAGAGCUCCAUCUGGUGCCCUAUCGCGUGACUGCCACUGCACCGGGCUGCGGCGUCAUCGAUGUCGUGCCUAAUGCCACUUCGCGUGACGAGAUGGGCCGAGCCAAGAUCAAUUACUUGCUCGACUAUUUCACUCAGACCUUUGGCGCCAUCGAAUCAGUCCCUUUCCAGAAGGCACGGAUCAGUUUCAUCCAGUCCCUGGCGGCCUACUCGGUCCUGUGCCAUAUCAUGCAAAUUCGCGAUCGCCACAAUGGCAACAUCAUGAUCAACGAGACCGGCCAUCUCGUCCACAUCGAUUUCGGCUUCUUGCUCACUAUCGGACCCGGCGGCAUGCACUUCGAGCCGUACAGUUUCAAGCUGUCGGACGAAUUCAUCGAUGUCAUCGGUGGAAAGAAGAGUCCAGAGUACCAGUUGUUCCGCGAGCUCGUCGUCAAGGCUUUCCUGGCUUGCCGACCCUAUGUCAACGACGUCGUUGCAGUCGCAGAACUCAUGUACGGCACUGGCCUGGCAUGCUACUCCGGCAAGAACGCUCUGCCAGAGCUGCGAGAUCGCUUCAAACCUGAGAUGACCGAGCAACAAGCUACAAAACAUAUGAUUGGGCUCAUCGACAAUGCCGAGACCAAUGUUCGCAGCGUCAUGUAUGAUCAGAUUCAGACCAUGCAGAACAGUAUCCCUUACAAUCGUGGAAAGAUAUUCGGCGUCUUCCGAUCGCUGUUGCUGGUAAGAGCAUCUAUCGAGUCCCAGCUGAUCAGCUUCAGCCUUGACCGCUCACUCGAAAGGGACGUCAACAUUUGGCCACAGAGGCACACAGUCUGUGCGCUACCUGUCUGUGGAGGACAGCGCAAAGACAACAAUAGCUCCACGGUCCCCACGAGGAGCUUGCAAGACAGCGGAGGCAUGUCUUCGACGAACGAGAAAGCAACGUUAGCGGACAAGGAAGUCUACGAUGAGAAGGCUGCGAAUGUAGAGUCGAAGCCUCUGUCCGUGCCAUUGCCGAGUCAUCCUCGCUCAGGCACUGCCACACCAAAGCCUCGGAUGACUAGCAAUAUUAGCUCCGGCAUCCUCUCCCAGUCUAUGGCGCCGGGACAGAGCAAUCCUCCUCUCACGCCCGCAGUGCUUGCGUCUGCAAUGCGGCCCGCUCAGAAACCGCGCAAAGGCAGGCCGGGGGGCAUCAGCUUGCCAGAUGACAACCGCAAGGUCAAGGUCGAAGGUGCUCCGUACGGUGUUCGGUGGCAUUCCAUUGUCAAGAGGAUCAAGCGUCCCUCGAGCGUCGUCACCGGCUCCGGCCAGUCAUCAAACCAAUCUAGCGUGCUCGACGAUGCCAGUACAUCUACUUCCACUUUCACUAUGGGCCGCCUCGCCCGAAGAAUCGCGAGAGGCGCACACAGUCAGACCACUGACGGCUCGAGAAGCGAGACCGAUGCCGGUGCUUGCAGCGAGGCUGACCCGGACGAGGGUGAUCCGAUGCAGGGACAUCCUUCGAGUACGCACGACGGCUACACGGACUUCCUCGUGGUCGACAGCAAAUUGCCUGGCAUCGCGCCCGACGGCUCACCCUAUGGGAGCGAUGAGCGUGACUCUGGCAGGCCGGGCUACGCAGAAGAUCUCAACCCUUCCGACGGUGGCUCUGACCGCAGGCAAUCCGUGCCUGGCGGUACAGCUGCCUAUACAGACACAAGCACGCGCAGAAUGUAUUUCCACGAGCACGCCUUCUGGCGAGUGUGGCACUUUUGGAACAACUUCUUCUUUCUCAGCUUCGCAGAUCCAAAGAGCGAGCGUCACCGCAGGCGAGAAGAGUGGCAGCUGGGCAAAGGAAUGGCACUCUUUGGCUCAUGUUAUUACCUCAUCUCGUGGGCACUUCUGAUUGGUCUCUUCCCCAAGCCCUCCGACAUCGUCAACAGAGUCUUCGUAUGGGGACUCAUCCCUGGGCUGACCAUCUGGCUGCCCUUUGCUGUCAUUUUCGAUGCUCCAAAACGGCAUCCGUUGCCUUAUCAGAUCUAUCUCUGGAUUGUCACUUGGCUGUUGCCGCUACAUUGGCUGACCGACAUGCACUACUGCGGCUACUAUACCACACACGCUCAUUGUGGCUCAAAGGACUUCACGAGCGUCUUCUAUGCAUUGCUUGCACUGCCGACUGUUUCUCUCUUCGCUCUCUGUCAACGCAGGCUACCGCAUGCCCUCGGCGUGCUCGCCAUGACCAUUCUUAUGGCUGUCUUCAUUGUGCCAAUCCGUCGCCUCUGGAUCCGCAAUGUCAUCAAUUUCGUUCUGUUCCACGGCUUCCUCAUGUACAUUUCCUUUGCCCGUGAACGCGCCGAACGACAUCUUUCGCGUCUGCGGAUGGAGCUCAAGACACAAUACAUUGCCGUCCAGAAAGCUCAGAUCAACGAACGGAAGACGGGCGAUAGCAAACGAAGGCUCACUUCUUAUUUAUUCCACGAGGUCAGAGUACCCCUCAAUACCGCUCUACUCUCUGCACAGAACAUGGGUGCUGCUGGCGUCUUCAGCGAUCCCACCUAUGCCGAGCUCGAUCUAGAAUUUUCUGCACUCGAAGGCUCGCUCGUCAUGAUGCAGAAAGUGUUAAAUGACGUCUUGGACUUCCAACGCUUAGAUGCCGGCCGGCUCGAAACAGUCUGCCGACCGUUCAGCUUCAGCAACAUCCUCAAAAGCAUCUUGCUGUCAUGCAAAGUUGCGGCGAGCGCUCGAGGCAUCACUUUGGAGACCGAUCUAGAUCCUCGUAUCGAUCAAUUCUUGCGCACUGUCGGACGCUCGCCAGGCGUCAUUGGCGGGCCGGGCGAGGACUUUAUAUCUGGCGACAUGAUGCGUCUGCGACAAGUCUUGACAAAUAUAACGUCAAAUGGUAUUAAAUUCACGCCCGCAGGCGGAACGGUCAAAAUUGUCACAAAGCUACUUUAUCCUGCAAUCGAGCUCAAGAAGCCCGUGCUCAAGCAUGCAACCAGCUACAUGUCCGCUGGUGCGCAAAGUGCUAGCUCUUUAAAUGGAGGAACACUCGCUCGAGAAUGGUCUCGAGCAAAGUCUGACGAUAUCGAGGGCAACCAUCCCGAUUUUGCCAAGAAGUACAUGCGGCCGCGCAAAGAGCACGUCGUCUUACGAUUUGAGAUACAUGAUACAGGAUGCGGCAUACGCAGCAGAGACCUGCAAGAUGGCCGGCUCUUUAGCGCUUACGUCCAGACUGAGCAAGGCAGAGCAAAGGGUGGCAAGGGUACCGGUCUUGGUCUCGCUCUCGUUCGACAUAUCGUGCAGCUGCAUGGUGGUAGACUGGGCGUGAGCUCACGUCAAGGUCAUGGAUCAUGCUUCUGGGUCGAGCUGCCCUACGAAGUCGGCGCGAGCGUACUCAAAUCCGUCGACAAGGAUGCCCUCGAGAAUUACGGUUACGACAAAGUCUACGGCAACACGCCACCAGUCAUACUGGAAGCCGGAGGUGGACUGAAAAUCCAAGGAUCUGCCAUUGUAGGCGAUAAGCUCACGCCCACAACAGAGCAGCGCAACUUCGACUUCACUACCUUGGCGGUACUAACAACCGAUGGCUCAUAUUCGACUACGUCAUCGGCUCCAACAGAGCCCCUUGUGAUGCCUGCUACGUCAAGGACAGGUGCGCAAGCACCUGUAGCGACAAGCACGGCACUGCCGCCGAGUGAUCCGGCUGCGGUCGCGCUAUCCGCACCUCUUGCCAAUGCGCCAGAGACAACCUUGUCUGCGCCUACGCUUGAUCGUCCUGCGAUAGAGAACCGUUCGCAAAGUGGGCCGGCACGCAUGGGCUUGAUUCGAGCAGCGAGUUCUGCAGCAUCUGGUUCGCCACCCCUCGACUUGCCAUUCCGGAAGCGACGCGUGCUCUGUACAGACGACGACCAGCUCACUCGACGGCUGAUGACACGAAUGCUCACUCGACUAGGCUGCGAGGUCGUUUGUGCAGAGAAUGGGCGACAAGCAUUGGAAGUACUGCUCGGCCAACCUUGGAGUGCAAUUGCCCGCCGCCUGAAUCGGGCUGACAAUUUCUAUGUUGACGGCCCUGCGUCUGCGGCCACGCAGCCGACCGACGAGAUCAGCGAUCCAGCCUAUUUCGACGUCAUCUUCAUGGACAACCAGAUGCCGCUUUUACGUGGUGUCGAGAUGGUUUCAUAUCUGCGUCUGCUGGGACGCAAAGAUCUGCUCGUUGGUGUGACGGCCAAUGCUCUCAAAUCAGAUCAAGACGAAUUCCUUGAUGCAGGCGCAGAUCGCGUCCUGACCAAACCUCUGAUGGAAGCAUCGCUCAAGAGAAUGCUUGCGCUUUCCGACAGGGAUAAUACUUGA
Molecule: messenger RNA, 9840 nt
Organism: Mixia osmundae IAM 14324
Lineage: Eukaryota; Fungi; Basidiomycota; Mixiomycetes; Mixiales; Mixiaceae
Exons: 16
Coding region: 1-9840 (3279 amino acids)
Biological process (GO): phosphatidylinositol phosphate biosynthetic process; phosphorelay signal transduction system; phosphorylation
Cellular component (GO): plasma membrane; cytoplasm
Molecular function (GO): 1-phosphatidylinositol 4-kinase activity; phosphorelay sensor kinase activity
Source: RefSeq, a predicted model, not a curated record